Molecule: messenger RNA, 713 nt
Organism: Ictalurus punctatus (channel catfish)
Lineage: Eukaryota; Metazoa; Chordata; Actinopteri; Siluriformes; Ictaluridae
Product: cyclin-dependent kinase 2-associated protein 1
Exons: 4
Coding region: 93-455 (120 amino acids)
Cellular component (GO): nucleus; cytoplasm
Source: RefSeq, a predicted model, not a curated record
AUUUGCCGGUGCUGCUCUCUCUGCUGUAAACAAAAAGUGACUGUGAGACGGACGCUUCGCUGAAUUUAGGGACAUUUUUAUUUCUGUAAUUUAUGAUGUCUUUAGGAAUGUCUUACAAACCUAACCCCCACCAGCACAUUCCGGGAACUUCUGCGAACCAAGCAGGAAACAUCCCCUCUCCCUCUUCCAGCAUCUCCACAGUUCAGUCAUACAAGCCGAUUAUAAAUGACUUUGGACUGCCGUCAUUUGGAUUUUCGCAGGGGCCGAAUGGAACUCAAGCUCCACAGAGCAAAUACGCUGAACUUCUUGCAAUCAUCGAAGAGCUCGGGAAAGAAAUAAGGCCAACGUACGCCGGAAGUAAAAGUGCCAUGGAGCGACUCAAAAGAGGUAUAAUUCAUGCAAGAGGUCUUGUCCGGGAGUGUCUGGCAGAGACGGAAAGAAAUGCACGAUCUUAGCCUCUGAAGCCUGCGUCUGGUCUAAGGGCGGAAGAUUUCUUCUACUACUUUUACAGAAGGGUGCUGCAUGGCUUUUUUUUCCCAAUAACAGAGGGAUGAAACAAUCAAAUUUAUUCAUUAAGUAGUGUAGUUAAAGCAUGGGAUGGAGGUGUUGCAAUGUUCCUUGUGAUAAAUGCAACAAGAGAGAUUGGAUUUGAGUGUUGCCAUUUGGGAUUUUUUUCUCUUAUAACUCCUAUUAUUUAUAUAUAUAUAUAUAUA